AUGCGUUUGUCAAGGUUCUGGUUCCUGCUCCUCGCGGUCGCGAUCCUCAGUAUCUGCGUUCAGGCUAUGGAUGGAGAAGAGGGGACUUCGGUCACAGACAGCAAAGGAAAGGCAGCAGCCACGGAGGUUGAAGGAAACGCAGCGACCGAACAGGAGGCAUCUCUUGCUCCAAUCUAUCAAAAGGAGUUCAAUCCUCCCGAGUGGAAAAAUGAAAAGUUCCGCGCACAAUGGCCCGAAAGGGCCAAGAGACUGUUCGAACAGCGAAAGAAAGCGAAGGAGCACUACAAAAAUUGGCGACCGGUGUACGGAGACUACCGCGCCGCAAAAAAGGUGUGCGAAGAAGCUGAAGCGUCCAACAACGACGAAUUUAAACAAUACGCCAAGAAUUAUUAUGAACGCGUCAGCAAAAAAACAUCCAAUAGUGACCGGAGAUAG
Molecule: messenger RNA, 435 nt
Organism: Acaromyces ingoldii
Lineage: Eukaryota; Fungi; Basidiomycota; Exobasidiomycetes; Exobasidiales; Cryptobasidiaceae
Exons: 1
Coding region: 1-435 (144 amino acids)
Source: RefSeq, a predicted model, not a curated record